AAGGGCUAGAGCAGUGGGUUUAUUUGGACUUCCCUCAAUUUGUAUAGCCCAAAGUUGUCACCUUUCUUCCCCGCAACUUCACGUUUUUCGGGCGCCGCCUUCUGGUUUUCGACUCCAAUCUGAUACAUUUCUGUGAGGUUAAAAGAAAAAGUGACAAGAAGAAAGAGGUGAAUCUCAGAAACAAAAGGAAUAUAGAUAUUUCUUCAUUACCCAUCAAUGCUUAAGAAGCUCAACAAAAUCACUAGGCUCAAUCUUGGGCAUUCUAUUUCCAUCUCCACAGCAUUUAAACCAUACUCAAUCCUUCCCUUAAACCCUAAUGCAAACCCCACAGAACCCUUAACGAAACCCCAGCUCAAGAGCCUGGUUCUCACCCAAUACUCCCAUGGAAACUUCUCCAACCUUGUCCAGAAUGUCAUUGCUUUGCCCUCUGUCCUCCUCACUGCCUGCCAAAACCUCACCAGCUCUGGCAACCCAACACCUGAGACAUCUCAGUUGCUUCCUCAUUUUCUGGAUUCUGUCUCCAAACACUUCUCCAUAAUUGAAAUGAGUAGUGAAAUUAGAGAAAAUCAAUUUGAUAUUGAGUCAUGCUGUGUCAAAAUGACACAAUCAAGGGAUAAAGGUGAGCCUCUGGUUCUGCCCAAUUUGAAAUUAAAGGUCUUGAUUGAAGCUAUCAGGGUGGUAUUAGAAAUUGUCUAUGAUGAACGGUUUGUCACAUUUUCUUAUGGGGGUCGUGUUGGUAUGGGAAGGCAUACUGCAAUUAGGUACCUUAAAAACUCUGUACAGAAUCCGAGUUGGUGGUUUAGUGUUUUGUUUAAGCGUGAGAACUUUCAGAAGUGUAACAUAGAUAAAUUGUGUUUGUUUAUUGAGGAGAAAAUUAAGGAUAUGAUGUUGAUGGAUAUGCUCAAGAGGUUGUUUGAAUGUGAAGUAGUAAGAAUUGAACUGGGUGGGUGUUAUUUAGGAAGAGGAUUUCCUCAAGAAUCUGGCUUGUGUUCAAUUUUGAUUAAUAUUUACUUUGAUAGUUUGGAUAGAGAGAUCCAAGAAAUGCGCCUUAAAAUGAAUCAGAAUAAUUCCAUAUUUGAUUCAAAUGAGCUUGUUUCCACCUCAAAUGUCUUUUAUAAGCCAGAAAAAAUAUAUGCUGUAAGGUACUUGGAUGAGAUAUUGGUCAUAACAUCAGGGUCUAAGAUGUCAAUAUUGGAUUUGAAGAACCAGAUCUUGAAAUUUUUGGAGGUGAAUUUGGAUUUGAAGGUUGAUAGAGUAAAAACAGCUAUCCAUAGUGCUGUCUCAGAGAAAAUUAACUUCUUAGGGAUGGAAUUGCAAGCUGUUUCACCUUCAGUUUUGCAUCCCUCUAUGUCAGAGAAAGCAAUUAGAGCAAGGAAGAAGUAUCUCAGACAGAAGGAAGUUAGAGCUUUGGAAUUGAGAAAUGCUCGGGAGAGGAAUCGGAGGAAAUUGGGUUUGAAAAUAUUGAAACAUGUUUUUAAGAAGUUGAAGCAGAGUAAUGGGUUUAAAUUUGAAUUUCAAAUUGAGAAUGAAGUUAGAGAAAUCUUUAGGACAUGGGCAGAUGAAGUGGUCCAAGAGUUUCUGGGAUCCUUGGAAGAACGAUGGAACUGGCACAGGCUUCUUUCUAGAGGUGAUUUUCUCUCUUUAAGGCACAUCAGGGAUCAGUUGCCACGAGAUCUUGUUGAUGCUUAUGACAGAUUCCAAGAGCAAGUGGACAAGCAUCUGGCUCCUGUCAAAGCUAGAAAGAUGAUAGAGGAAGCAGAAAAGAAAGUUGAAGAAGAAGAGGAACAGAAAUAUGCUCAGAGCACAGUGGAGGAUCUGACAAAGCUGUGUAUGAAGGUAUCUGCUCCCAUUGAACUUGUUCGGAAGGCUGUGAAAAUGGCUGGCUUUACAAAUAAUAUGGGUCGUCCCAGGCCAAUCAGCUUACUUGUUGUUUUGGAAGAUGCUGACAUUAUUAAGUGGUACACAGGCAUUGGGAGAAGAUGGCUUGAUUUCUUUUGUUGCUGUCACAAUUUCAAGAUGGUUAAAACAAUUGUUACCUAUCACCUGAGGUUCUCUUGUAUUUUGACAUUAGCAGAAAAGCAUGAAUCCACCAAACGAGAAACAAUGAAACAUUACACUAAAGAUUUGAAGGUAUCUGAUUUGGAUGGAAAUGAAGAAUUGUACUUUCCCACAGAGAGGGACGUUAAGAUGAUGGGUGAUAAAAAUCUUUCUGACCCAAAACCUGUGGAUGGGGCUCUUUUGUUGGCUUUGACCAGAUUGGCUUAUGGUGAGCAAUUACAUUCUUGCAUUGCACAUUUCUGUGACAGACAAGGUACAAUACUCUACAGGGUAAGAUUACUGCAAAGCAGUUUAAAUGUUAAUUCAUUGAAUGAAGUGCAGUGGAUCCAGGGUAUGGGUGCAAUUCAUGAAAGCCUGAAUCAGAAAUGUCUUCCACUCUGUGCCAAUCACAUAAACGAUUUAUAUAUGGGGAAAAUCACCCUUCAGGAUAUUGACUGCACAUCAUUUGUGGAUGUGGACUGAGUUGUCUCUCCUUUGUAUUUUGAAUGUGAUUGAUUUUGAAUAGUAAUUUUCCUAAAAAUGAUCUCAAGCAGAAUUUACGGAGUCAUUGAUCACUUCUUUUAUUGAAAGUUAAACCAGUGGUGCUUUGCUCUGUUACAUGGAUCAACCAGGAGUAUUGGUUGAAAAUUCAGUUUUAAUACUGUACAGGUGAAUAGAUGUGGACCUUGCUGAUACUGAAAAUUUUUUACAUGCCAAAUAAUUCAAAGAGAGAGUGAGAUACAGAUUAUAUUGAGGGUUUCUUUGCACAGGUGCAGAUUAUAUUUUCUAAAUACAUGUGAAAGAAUACAUCGGGAGUGUGAGAGACAAAAAACGUUGAUUCAAUUAAUCUUGAUGCUUUCAUUAUGGGGAGCAACACUAUUCUCUCUUACAUGUACACUUGCCAUUCAGUCCAAUCUGCAUUUGGAUUAUAUAUAAUAUAUAUACGCCCUUCAUUGUUCAAUUU
Molecule: messenger RNA, 3001 nt
Organism: Rubroshorea leprosula
Lineage: Eukaryota; Viridiplantae; Streptophyta; Magnoliopsida; Malvales; Dipterocarpaceae
Source: the annotation of a GenBank genome assembly